UAUCGCCAUCUUUGUGUCUCUCUGCGUUGCCGGAGCUCCUCCGCGACGGUAAAAGUCCGACGAUCUCUUCUUCUGAAUCGAAUGUGGUGUUAAGGCUGUAACUUGGAUCUUUAGGCCCAUCUUGUUUUUGGAGCUAUGAAGAUUGCACCUGGGUCAUCAUCUUAUGAUGCAGAUUUUACGGACUUUGAAUCUAAAAUUCAUCUGCUAGAGACUGUAGCAUAUGAUGCUGUUUUACGAGCCUUUAGGGUUCAAGCUGAUGAUCUGUCAUGGAGUAAGGAAAGCCUCCUAACAGACUUGAGGAAGGAACUGAGGAUUUCUGACGCUAAUCAUAGAGAGAUCCUUGGGCAAAUUAAUAACGAUCAGUCAAUCAAGUCAUUAAGGAAUUGGCACAAAGCCAAAUGUUUUCAGCAGCAAAAAACUGAGAACCACCCUUGCAUUGACGUGAAUUCUAAAGUUCGUGUAUCUCGUAAAAAGCUGAAGCCAUCCAACAUUGCUUCACCCUCUCUGCAAUAUUUGCCUUCUCUUCAGCCUUCACAGACGAAUUGCAGAGAUGGCAUAUUUUCCCCACAAGUGGGUAUCGCACGUCCCAUGGUUCAUCUUGCUCGAAACAGGCAAGCAUCUAACGCUAGCAGAGGGAAAGGAUCAAUGGUUGUUUCAGUUUCCAGAAAUGGUUUAAUGCAAUCAGGGAAUGAAAAUAUAAAGGCUGGUUCAGACAUAAUUCAGAUUCGUUCAACAAAUGAGCUUUUAUUUGAGGUGCAGAAGAUAUGUGGUAGUGACAACCCUGAUCUGAAACGUCUACAACAAGCAAAACAUAUGCUCAGAGAACAUGAGAAAGCCCUUAUGGAUGCAAUUGAAAAAAUUGCUUAUGUGCCAGAUAGGAGUGAGUCCACUGAAGAGCCUGAUCAUGAUAUUGGUCACUGGCAAGUUGAGAGGGUAACACAAAGUGCUUCAGGCAAUGCAGCAGGACAUGGCAUUCCAUGUAUUGAUCUCCAAGACAGUGAAUAUGAUUAAGAGGUUGGUAGUCACAUCUUAUGCAAACCGAUAACCGCUCCCUGACACUGCUAAAUCAUUGGCCAACAAUGCAUAGUUCUGUAAAUGAUGCAAGAAUAUCCUUGACAUACACUGGGAAUCUGACAACUGUUUCCUGCAGUUUGAUAAUAGAUUUUUCAAGAUAUGCUAGUGUAGGUAUUAUACAACUCUGUGGUUACCUUGGCAUUGUUUUGUUGCCAGUGCAUAUAUGCUAACUGCUGUGUUCUGUGUGCAUAGCACAGCAAAGAUUUACAGUUCAGAUUAAAGGCUGAAUUUUAACAUACAAGUAGUAGGAUCAUUUGCUCAUUCAUUAAUCAGGAAAAUUUCAGCU
Messenger RNA from Dioscorea cayenensis subsp. rotundata (Guinea yam), 1360 nucleotides. Its product is annotated as protein EMSY-LIKE 3-like. The transcript has 7 exons. Bases 136 to 1011 code for a protein of 291 amino acids. The record is from RefSeq and is a predicted model, not a curated record. Gene Ontology annotation, biological process: defense response to fungus. Lineage: Eukaryota; Viridiplantae; Streptophyta; Magnoliopsida; Dioscoreales; Dioscoreaceae.